Vicia faba (fava bean) is the source of this 486-nucleotide messenger RNA. NCBI's taxonomy places the organism in Eukaryota, Viridiplantae, Streptophyta, Magnoliopsida, Fabales, Fabaceae. The record is from the annotation of a GenBank genome assembly.
AUGGAAAGAAAAAAAGAUAAUCUAAACCGUCGAGACUUUACCUUUCAGGAAGGCGAUUUUGUGUGGCUAAAGCUUCAGCCGUAUCGACAGAUCACUGUUGCUCAUCGCGUUUCUCAGAAACUCGCACGGAGGUAUUUUGGUCCCUUCAGAGUCAUCAAAAGGGUUGGAUAUGUGGUGUAUCACCUGGAACUUCCAUCUUCAUCACGUAUACGCCCAGUUGUCCAUGUAUCUCUUCUAAAACCUUAUCAUGGAAGCACCCCUGCGACAUAUCUAACCUCUCUUCCACCUCCGGACUGCAUUCCUUACACAUAUCCAACUCAGACAGCAAAACCAAAUCAGUCCGCUGGUACUACGAUUUUGCAAGAGGAAGAAGACGAUUGGGUUUCAUUUGUGACAAGUGGAAGUUAUGAAGAUGAGGUGCGGCCAAAGGACGCAAGUACAAGAAAGAGAAACGUAAGUACAAAAUGUCACUUUGGUACCGUGUAA